Cordyceps militaris CM01 is the source of this 1311-nucleotide messenger RNA. Its product is annotated as DASH complex, subunit Ask1. Gene Ontology annotation, cellular component: mitotic spindle; mitotic spindle pole body; DASH complex. The transcript is spliced from 3 exons. The record is from RefSeq and is a predicted model, not a curated record. NCBI's taxonomy places the organism in Eukaryota, Fungi, Ascomycota, Sordariomycetes, Hypocreales, Cordycipitaceae. Gene Ontology annotation, biological process: attachment of spindle microtubules to kinetochore. Bases 1 to 1311 code for a protein of 436 amino acids.
AUGUCUAGGCCAAGCGUUGCGGCGCGAACCUUUUCGCAGACGGAGGAGCUGGAACGCUUGGAGCAGUCCAUCACCCUCACUCUACAAGGUAAACUUGUGCAGUUCCUAUGCACCGAGCCGACGAGGAGACUGUUGUCUAAUAAGAUUGCAGAAAUCGAUCACAACUUUAGCAAAGCGCACAGAAUCGUCACGACCAGCAUCUUGCCAGUGGUGGAGCAGUAUGGCGAAAACUCGAACGCCAUUUGGGAGGCAUCCAAGUUUUGGAAGCAAUUCUUCGAGGCAUCUGCCAAUGUUUCCCUGUCCGGAUACGAAGAACUUGCCAACGACGAGUCGACUGUCAUGGAGGAGAGCACUGCGAUACGAGAAGACGGAGACGCCGCCGAUGACGCGCUCGAAGCCGAGAAUACCACAUCCAGCCGUCAACACGACCACAAACCGGUCGAGGAUGACGAUGACGAGUCGAUGCUAGAUGAUGCUGAGCUAGCAGGAAGCACACCACGGCCCGGAACGUCCAAAUUUUCCAAAGCGCACAGGGUAUCCAUGGAGUCCCCUUAUGAGGCCAUGCGCCGCGAGAUGAAGCAUGAGGAAGACGGCGACACGUCGGUUCUCGACGAGGAGGAGGACUCGUCCCUCCUGUUUGCGCAACAGACGGCCCGUCUGCCAGACGUGACCUUGACGCCCAAGGCGCUGCUGGACCAGCGCAACAUGGAUCCAUCCACCGGCGGCAAGGACCCCCUCCUGCACCGCGUGCUGGACAAGAACUACAGGAUACAAGCCACCCCGCACAAGCCGGCCGCCAAGGGCACGCCAGUGCGCGGGGCCGCCGCGGCGACCGCCCAGCGGGAGAGAACGGCGGCGUGGCAAGACUCGCCGGCGUCAUCGCCCGAGAUGGCGAUUCCCCAGCUGCGCAGCGAAGCCUUCAUGUCGCCGUACAAGUCCUCUGCCGCCCCCGGCCGCGCCGCCGCAGCAGGGCCCAGCUCGGGCGCCGAGCGUCGACGACAGCGGUUCACGCCGGCGGCGUCGUCGCACGGGCCGAGAACACCGGGCGUCAGCGUGCAGACGCCCAUGAGUAGGAAGACGAGACAGGCACUCGCGGAUGGGUCCCUCAAGGGCAAGCAAAAAUACGAAAUCGACUGGGAAAGUGACGAAGAUGAUGAUGACCUGUACGGCGGCAUGAGUCCACCCAAGACGAUACAGUUUGCGCUACCACCAUCGAAGCUAUUACAAACACCAGGGGCGAACCCGGCGUCGUCCGAGUACAGCCCGACGAUGGUGAAGAUGAAUGAGGAUAUAUUAAACGACAGUUUCUAG